UCUCCGCGGAAGCCAGAACGUACUAGAUUGAAGAUAUUUCUAAGAAAAAUGUUUUGUUAUUGUAAUUGUUAUUGUUGGGGUUGGCUGGAACGUGACGUCACCUUGUGCAUACCGGAAGUAAACGCCGUGUUUUGUGUGCGUGUGAUGCUCACACUUGUUUUGCGUGGAACUCUGCGGCCCAACAAGUGACUUGUGUUAUUUUAUCUGCGCCCUGCAGCUCCGGUUACUCCCCCCUACCGAGUGGACCCAGAAGUCUGCUACCGGCAAGCAUGGCCACUGCACAUUCCAGCGGGCCUAAAUAUAUCUAUUAAGGGCACAGUGGGAGGAGGACAGGGGGUUAUUUUUGGGCCAUUCGACUGUUGCAUGGUGGUAAACUAGCACCGCUCCAAUUAUCUUUAACGGCUGAAGAAGAAGAAGGGAGGCCCGGUCCAAACAUGCCCUCCACGGCGAGAUCCAAGGCUCGGGAGCGGAACAGCGUCCUGAGCAGACCCGAGUUCAUGUCCCUAAAUCAGCCUCCUCGAGGCGGCGGAGGGCCCUCGGAGAACCGGGGAGGUGGUGGUGGUGGUGGAGGUGGAGGUAGUGGAGGAGGUGGCAGCGGAGGCCCGAGGCGCUCCAGCUCGAUCCGGCACCAGGCCAGCCAACCAAGCGAGGACGCCGGAGACGGUGCGCCGGGUAAGAUGCCCGAGGAGGACUGCAUGCAACUGAACCCCUCCUUCAAGGGGAUCGCCAUCAACUCCCUCCUCGCCAUUGACAUAUGCCUGUCCAAGCGCAUGAGCGUGUGCGCGUACACGUCGUCGUCGUGGGGAGGCUGUCGCUCCAUGGUGGCCCUGCUGGCCCUCACCGGCCACGGCCUGACGUGGAUCAUCGGGACCAUUAUCUGCCUCACCAGGAGCAGCACCCUGGCCGGACAGGAGGUUCUGGUCAACCUGCUGCUGGCCCUCCUCCUCGAUGUGCUGACGGUGGCAGGAGUACAGCGGCUGGUGAAGCGCAAAGGACCCUGGGAGAUGGCGCCGAGCUUCCUGGACUGCGUGGCCAUGGAUGUGUACUCGUUCCCAGCGGCGCACGCCAGCCGCGCCGCCAUGGUGUCCAAAUUCCUGCUGUCCCACCUGGUGCUGGCGGUGCCGCUCCGCAUCCUGCUGGUGCUGUGGGCCUUCCUGGUGGGCGUGUCCCGGGUGCUGCUGGGGAAGCACCAUUUGACGGACAUGCUGUGCGGCUUCGUGCUCGGCCUCUUCCACUUUGGCUUGAUGGAGACGGUGUGGCUGUCGUCCAACACCUGCCAGACUAUCAUCUCCAUUGGCACCCUCAGCUGGAGCCCCUUCCCAUGAUCCUCUUCUCAUACUGCCAGGUUCUCUGUCAAAAGGACUUUGUUGGUGUCGUGUCCCACAGCAUUCUCGCUGCAGGGCUGCAUGGAAGGCCUUAAGACACAUGACUUGUUUUUAGUUUACAUAAACUAAAAAUGAGGCAUUUUACUUAUUAUCAUUUUCUUUCAUCAUAACUUUAUGCCUUUCGACAAAGCAUUAUUAGGGCCGAUAUUAAAGGAAGAAAAAGUUGUGAUAAUAAAGUUGUGUGUUGUCCGGUUAAUGUUAAUUCUCGUAAAAUCACAAAUGUAUUCUCCAAAAAUUAUUUAAAAAACUAAAAAAAACUGUAAUAUUUUUAAUAGUUAGUAAUAAAACGUUUUAUUUGGAAAAUUCUGACCUUAAUGAAGUAUUGAAUUACAUGUUUUAAAUAUGAUGACUCCUGGCAAAAUUACGACUAUUUUUAAAAUGUUUUAAAAUGUGAUCUUUGUUCUCUAACAUUUUAGUUUUAUUCUUGCAAUAUUACGACUUUAUUUGAUCAUAUAAUUAGAAUUUAUUUGAGUAAAAUUUUUACUUUUUUCCUCUAUUAUUAAAUUUGUAUUCUUGUAUAAUUACAACUUUAUUCCAUCUUGUAUUAGAAUUUAUUCUGAGUUUUCUUUUUUCCCUCAUAUUAAAAUUUUAUUUUUGCAAUAUUACAACUUCACUUUAUCAUAUAAUUAUAAUUUAUUCUUGUAAAAUUGUAUCUUGUUUUCUAACAUUACAAUUUUAUUCUCGUACCAGUGAGACUGUCGUAAUAUGUAUAUUUUUUAAUUAGCGUAAAAUUACUACUUUUUUUUUUUCUAAAAUUGUUUCUCCUCAUAAAAAUCCAACUUUAUUCUCAUGCAUGCAAUUUAAUUUUUGAAAUGUUUUUUCUUUCAGAGUGGCCUUAAUACUCCUUUGUUGUGUAUUCAUUGAAAAACACAUGGAAAGGGAUGAAAAACAGUGCCGUUUGCUGGACCUGACUGGACACUGCUCCUACACAGUAUGUUCCUUUUGCCAAACUUCUUCCAAACAUUUUCUGACAGGUGUAGCAUUAAACGUAACUCACUUUCGGAGGUCAUGCAUUUCUGUAUGUUUAUAAUCUAAAGGGCUGAAUUGGUUGAUUCAAACUAGUACAAGAAUUAGUGCAAACACGUAUUUUUGCAUAAAACAGCCAUUUUCAUGUAUGAGUUUUUGUCCAAUGUCUUCAGUUAAGCUGCAGUUUCAACGAUUGUGUGUUUCCAACAUUUCUCAAAUAGUUUUGUGUACAUUUAGAGGCAUUUUUUCUGUGCGGGUAUAUUAUGUUUUUACCUAUUUACUCCCCCAUCCGACUAAUAAAAGGAAGUAAAAGGUUAUUGUUAUUUCAUGUGUGCAUUUAGCAGUCAUGGUUUGAACGGUUAAGAAGCAUAAGUCACACUUCUGCACCAGAGCACUUCACACAAAGCUCGAGGGUUUUAGUUCUGUUUUUCUUUAGGUUUUUUUUGUUGUUGCUGCACACAUUCAUGCACUGAUGCAACAACUGACGUUUCCUGUCUGUUGCCACAUGCAAACACUCCUGGCAGGAAACACAGAGUACACUGCAAAGUUCAUGAGAACAGAAACUGCACGCAGGCACCAAGAAAAUCAGGUGUGAAUUGCCAAACUCUGUCAGCAGAAAAUCUGUUCGAAACAAUGAAAAAGACAUGACACAAAUUCAAGUGUUUGGUAUAUAACACCUACAGUAAUUUCUGAGCAUAAUAAUGUACAUUACAAUGGCCCCAAUAUGCAUUUUCCC
Molecule: messenger RNA, 3087 nt
Organism: Entelurus aequoreus (snake pipefish)
Lineage: Eukaryota; Metazoa; Chordata; Actinopteri; Syngnathiformes; Syngnathidae
Product: inactive phospholipid phosphatase 7
Exons: 2
Coding region: 435-1325 (296 amino acids)
Cellular component (GO): nuclear envelope
Molecular function (GO): sphingosine-1-phosphate phosphatase activity
Source: RefSeq, a predicted model, not a curated record